CGCGAAUUCAUAAUCUUUCUUUCCCCCACAACUCGCCCCAUCGCAGCGUAGCAGUUUGUUGGUUGUUGUUCGUUGCCGUUUGGUGCAGCUCAUAUCCGCAUUCCCCUUCCAAACUCAAUCACAACCUCGCAGCCCUUUGGCUGCCGACGACUGCACGCAACAAUGGACCCCGUGCAGCGUCUUCGCAACCUGCCAGACACGCCGCCCACAUCGCCGCCUGUCGGCUUCGCGGGACAGAAUGGCUUCAGCACGCCUCUGUUCCCCUCACAACCCAACAUUCUCUACAUCAUGGCCGACCAGCUGGCCGCUCCCCAACUCAAAAUCUACAACGAGAAAUCGCAGAUCAAGACCCCACACCUCGACAAACUGGCCGAGAAGUCAGUUGUGUUCGAUUCUGCCUACUGUAAUUCACCCCUGUGCGCGCCAUCACGUAUGGCCAUGAUCACUGGACAGCUACCUUCCAAAAUUGGUGCUUACGACAACGCUUCACCGAUUACCGAGGACACGCCGACAUACGCGCACUACUUGCGGAAUGCCGGGUAUGAGUGCGUGCUUGGCGGUAAGAUGCACUUCAUCGGUGACCAGCUGCACGGCUAUGAGUAUCGCCUCACCGCCGAUAUCUAUCCGGCUGAUCUUGGCUGGUCGGUCAACUGGGACGAGCCCGACACUCGCCUGGAAUGGUACCAUAACAGCUCUUCCAUCCUGCAAGCAGGACCAUGUGUGCGCAGCAACCAGCUGGACUACGAUGAAGAGGUCAUGUACAAGGCCAAGCAGUUCUUGUACGACCAUGUCCGCAAGCCACCGAACAGCCGGCCAUUCUGUUUGACGGUCUCUCUCACUCAUCCUCACGAUCCGUACACCAUCGAGCACAAGUACUGGGACAUGUAUGAGGAUGUCGACAUCGAUAUGCCAGACGUCCAGCUUCCCAAGGAUCAGCUCGACCCGCACAGCAAACGCUUGCAGCACGUCUGCGAUCUUGAAGACUACGACUUCACGCCCGAGCAGAUCAAGCGUGCCAAGCGCGCCUAUUACGGAUCUGUCAGCUACGUCGAUGAUAAUAUCGGAAAGUUGAUGCAGACCCUGAAGGAUUGUGGUCUUGCCGACAAUACCAUUGUCAUCUUCUCCGGUGACCACGGCGACAUGCUUGGCGAGAGAGGUCUGUGGUACAAGAUGUCCUACUUCGAGUCAUCUGUCCGCGUGCCCAUGCUCUUCAGCUACCCCAAGCAGUGGGCGCCUCACCGCGUUCCACAAAGCGUCAGCACUCUGGAUAUCCUGCCCACGUUGGUCGAUAUCGUGGGUUCGAAACUGGUGCCUGGCUUGCCAAUGGAUGGUGUCUCGAUCGUGCCUCAUCUGAAGGGCAAGUCCACGCAUGACAACGUCUUUGCCGAGUACAUGGGUGAAGGAACCAUCGCUCCGAUGAUGAUGAUUCGACGUGGUGCCUGGAAGUACAUCACUUGUCCUGCAGACCCAGAUCAGCUGUACAACUUGGCAGAAGAUCCAAAGGAAUUGGUCAACCUCGCCACUUCCACCGACGAGGCUACCAAGAAGGUGUACGAUGACUUUGUCGCGGAAGCCAAAGCCAAGUGGGAUAUGGAAGCCAUCACGGCGGAUGUGAUUAAACGCCAGCGCCAGCGUCGGUUCUGCUUCUCGGCCCUCAAGCAAGGCAAGUGGACCAGCUGGGACUAUAGCGUGCCCGACAACAGCCAAGACAAGUAUAUCCGCAGCCACAUGGACCUGGAUGAUCUUGAACGUAGAGCGCGGUACCCAAUCGUGGACGCAUACGGCAAGAUCAAGGUUCUUGGAAGCACCGAUAAGAAGAAUGGCGUGCUGACAAUGCCUCAUCAAGCUGGAGCUGUCGGACAGUAGGUUCUUGUGACGGUCUUUUGACUUUGGAGCUUGCGACGGCUGCACCACGGGAGCUGAAGCUUUGCUUAACAGCUGCAGGCGUGAGGAAGUGUUUCAGCUGUAGCUAUGGGUGGUUGCACAUGGCAACAUUUGUUUACGACGGAAAUGCCUGGGCGAAUUUUUUGCAGCGUACUGCAUGGCGUUUGGGGCGCAAGGUGUGGCAUC
Cercospora beticola is the source of this 2070-nucleotide messenger RNA. RefSeq lists its product as uncharacterized. The record is from RefSeq and is a predicted model, not a curated record. NCBI's taxonomy places the organism in Eukaryota, Fungi, Ascomycota, Dothideomycetes, Mycosphaerellales, Mycosphaerellaceae. Gene Ontology annotation, cellular component: cytoplasm. Gene Ontology annotation, molecular function: sulfuric ester hydrolase activity.